Messenger RNA from Dibothriocephalus latus, 129 nucleotides. The record is from the annotation of a GenBank genome assembly. NCBI's taxonomy places the organism in Eukaryota, Metazoa, Platyhelminthes, Cestoda, Diphyllobothriidea, Diphyllobothriidae.
AUGGAUCCGAGUUAUCACAAAAUAAUUCGAAACAGUGCCAAACUGCAGACGCGUCGUGAACGCAAGCGGGCCGCUGCCACUGAAGGCAGUUCCUCUAAAGGCAGUAAAGGCCAUCGAGAUGAGGACGGC